AUGGCCCAGGUUGCAUCGCGCAUGGCGCUUUACGGUGGCUAUGCACUCGUCCUUGGCGUGACCAUCACCAUGAUGCUUGUGCAAGCCACAAGCUACGUCACGGCGACCGUCUCGCCCGAUCCCCAUGACGGUGUUGGCUUCGCACUCGUUCGCGGCGCGGGCCUCGUGGCUGGAAGCGCACUCGUGCUGCUACUCGGUAGUCUGCGCCGCAACGUUCGGUCACGAUGGCACCUUGAGGGCAGCGAACUCGAGGACGUUCUCUGCGCGCUCUCGACGCACGUCGAGCUCUACGACGAACCCAAGUCCGUCUUUGGCCCUCGCAGCGUUCUACGGCGCUUUAGCCUCGAGCCCGACGCGCUCUGA
Molecule: messenger RNA, 363 nt
Organism: Saprolegnia parasitica CBS 223.65
Lineage: Eukaryota; Oomycota; Saprolegniomycetes; Saprolegniales; Saprolegniaceae
Exons: 2
Coding region: 1-363 (120 amino acids)
Source: RefSeq, a predicted model, not a curated record